Molecule: messenger RNA, 976 nt
Organism: Lineus longissimus
Lineage: Eukaryota; Metazoa; Nemertea; Pilidiophora; Heteronemertea; Lineidae
Exons: 5
Coding region: 18-866 (282 amino acids)
Source: RefSeq, a predicted model, not a curated record
GUGAAAGGCGUUUUAGCAUGAAUACCAUCAAGGUGAAAAUCCUCAACAAUGAGUCUACACGUCCCAAAUCCCACAUAUCCUCUUGCCUGAUUGCAGGCAAAGACGAUUUUUACGAUCUUGUGUACACCAAAAUGGUACACAACGCUGAUAUGAUUGUCAAAAAUGCGUCGUUACUUCUGGUGGAUACGGACAUUGACAACACUAAGCAUGCAAUAUUUGUCAAGGCAAAAAGUAAGAUCUACCCAACCGAAGACUUCGCUGUGAAAGAAGAUCUCAUGAUGCAAUUUUUCCAUGCACCAACUAUGCCACUGGACCAAUUGCAACAAUCUCCAAUCAAACAAAGAGCAUCCCUCCUUGUCAAAAUAAAACAGAUUUCUCCACUCAAAACAGCCCCUGAUGCAUCGUGGAAGCGCAAAGAUAUCAUCAUAGAGGAAGAUGGGCAGGCUUCAACUUCAACAGCAACUCUGAAGCUGUGGAACAAGUCCACUGAUCUCAUAGGUGACGUCCACCUUAAUAAGAAAAUCAAGGUAGAAAAUGUUGAAAUAACCGAAUUCAACAUGCAAAAACACUUCCGUGACACCCCAGAAACAGCCAUCACUUCUUCAGAAGACAAAUGCAAUGUCAACAUCAUUGCAGUCUCUGGAAAAGAACUCCUUAUUAUUCGAAAUGGCCUCCAUGAAGCAGAAUCGUACAUCUUCGCAUCAGCAGAUCCAAUGCCAACUAUCCCAAGCCUUCCAGCCGCAGCAAGAGCAGUUCUGUCAGGAAACACAGUCACAGAGAUCAUGCUCACCACUGUCAACUGGAAACCACUUGCCACAACAUCUGCCAUCCCCCCUAAACCAUCAGUCGCCAAAACAAAAAAGUAAAUUUAUGGACACCCCAUCUGUUGCAUCAACAAACUUUGAAAUCACCCAUUAGUUCCGCUAUUCAUCAUCAUUAUACAGGGUGACCCAAAAGAAAGCCAGAGCCUACUAAA